Sinocyclocheilus rhinocerous is the source of this 607-nucleotide messenger RNA. RefSeq names its product zinc finger protein 2 homolog. Gene Ontology annotation, biological process: regulation of transcription by RNA polymerase II. The record is from RefSeq and is a predicted model, not a curated record. Gene Ontology annotation, molecular function: RNA polymerase II cis-regulatory region sequence-specific DNA binding; DNA-binding transcription factor activity, RNA polymerase II-specific. NCBI's taxonomy places the organism in Eukaryota, Metazoa, Chordata, Actinopteri, Cypriniformes, Cyprinidae. The transcript has a single exon. The annotation marks the transcript as partial.
UCUUUCACAUGCACUCAGUGUGGAAAGAGUUUGACAAGCAAACGUAGUCUUAAUCUUCACAUGAGAGUUCACACUGGAGAGAAACCAUUCACUUGUGAUCAGUGCGGGAAGAGUUUCUCACAAUCAUCAAAACUUAAGGAACACAUGAUGAUCCACACUGGAGAGAAACCAUAUGCAUGUGAUCAAUGUGGCAAAAUGUUUUUGAGAGCUUCAGACCUGAAGAAUCACCUGAGAGUUCAUACAAAGGAGAAGCCACAUUCAUGUUAUUUGUGUGGAAAGAGUUUUUCAUGUCUACAAAGUUUGAAAAAACAUCAGAAAAUACAUACUGCUGUGAGAGAGUACAUGUGCUUUGAGUGUGAAAAGACUUUUACUACAGCAAACUGUUUAAAACUGCAUGAGAGGAUUCACACUGGAGAGAAACCUUAUAAGUGUUCACACUGUGACAAGAGAGAGAUUCAGUUAGGACAUCUGAAAACACACGAAAUGAUCCACACUGGAGAGAAACCGUACACGUGUGAUCAGUGCGGGAAGAGUUUUGCACAAAAACAACACCUUACGGCACAUAUGAGGGUUCAUACUGGAGAGAAACCAUUCACUUGUGAUCAAU